AUGGGGACCCACACCUCAUACUCCCCCGUGGUGCCGCUGCUGGGCAUCGAUUUCCAGUGGGACCCUUCCCAGAUCUGUCCCGACGACAUCUCCCGCUUUCUCACUGUCACCGGUAACGAUGACGUAAUCGAGUGUUGGGGCGAACCGUUCCAAGAACCAAAAGGCCGGCUCAUGGUGAAUCUGAGUACCCCCGAGAUCGUCGACUUCUGCCGUGAGCUUGAACAGCCGAUGGCUCCCUACCUCAACCGGUGUUCCAGCGAAGCUCCCUGUCGUCACGAAGACGCUCCCUAUUGUCUUGAAUUAGCUAAUGGCACUCAGGUGUGUAUUGCCAGCCAGCCGUGGUUUGCCACUUCUGAGAAGCAUGUGUGGUGGGUGACGGAGCGGGCUUCGAGACUAAGCAACGGCGAGAUCGCCUUGGCAUCAGUACUCCCCGUGGUGGCGGUAUUGGUGGCGGCCAUUGGCCUACGCCGAUGGCAGCAGAUACGUCGCCACCGCCGCAACUUGGCCAGCGCGGGCGCUGGCGCCUACAAGGCGUAG
Messenger RNA from Diutina rugosa, 537 nucleotides. RefSeq lists its product as uncharacterized. Lineage: Eukaryota; Fungi; Ascomycota; Pichiomycetes; Serinales; Debaryomycetaceae. The transcript has a single exon. The coding region runs from base 1 to 537 and encodes 178 amino acids. The record is from RefSeq and is a predicted model, not a curated record.